Molecule: messenger RNA, 327 nt
Organism: Helianthus annuus (common sunflower)
Lineage: Eukaryota; Viridiplantae; Streptophyta; Magnoliopsida; Asterales; Asteraceae
Exons: 1
Coding region: 1-327 (108 amino acids)
Source: RefSeq, a predicted model, not a curated record
AUGACCGCCAGCAAAGCUGAUAAACUUAGGAAACACUGGGAGUUUGCUGCAGGCGAACGUGUCAUGUUGAAAGUCUCACCCUGGGAGGGUGCAGUGCGCUUUGGGAAGCACGACAAGCUUAAUUCACGUUAUGAUUGGGCCAUUCAAAUUCUAGAGAGAAUCGGUAAGGUGGCUUACAAACUUGAGUUAUCCGAUGAAUUGGGUAACACUUAUGAUGUUUUUCAUAUCACUAACCUAAAGAAGUGUUUGACCGGUGAAACACUUGUAGUACCGUUACAACAACUGAAAAUCGAUGAUAAGAUUCAGAUUGUUGAAAGAACCUAUUGA